GGCAGACUGAUCCAUUCAGUCGGGAGGGGGACGUCUAAUCGAAAUACCUCGAUGUUCUGGAUCGCUUCCAUUUACGCAGUGCAUCGUGUUGGCGGAGAAACCGUCGUAAUUUCCUCCUCGAACGUGAUAAAUUACCCAUUUCGGUUUGGUUGAUAACCGCGGUCUGGAUAUACAAAGCAAUAAUUAUUAUCAAUGGACUAUGACUGGCUGGCUACACGGAGGAGACCAAUUCCCACCUUAGAACAUUAACCUAUUAACAUAAUUGCUGGUAGAAAUGUUCUUCUUUGAAAGCAAUUCAGGUUUCCAAGAGAAUAAAAUACACCACCACAGGAGAAGUUGAAACAUAUUGGAGUUGCUCAUUUUAGGAACAUGCCAUCGAUUGUCUCAUCUCAGGACGAAAGCUUCUUGGUAUCCUGGGCCAUUAUAGGAACACCGAUACUGCCAGAAUAGAUAUGGAAUAACCAAUGAAACUGGAAACGAUUAAAACCUUUUCUUGAAAUUUAAUGCAUUUCUUAUUGCUUGAUGCUUCGCCUAAUUGGUCGGGUCAGUAACCCGUAACGCAAUUCAACUUUCUGUGAAUUGCACUCCUCCGAUUCUUCAUCAAAUUCAAGAAGCUUUUAAAAUCAACCGAUGUUGUUCCACCACCUCUUGAGUUCCACAGUAUCAUCAAACCAAUGGCCAGGAGCAUCACUUUAUAAAGGCCCUAAAGCAAAGAACCAACAUUACCUGAGCAUCGCUUUUGAAUCCCAUUAUUGACUUUGAUUAUUUGAGUUUCGUCUGACUACUAGUCGUUGACAAACACACCAACAAGUGGAACGCUACUUAUUGUUUCUUCCCUACGUCAAUAUUAUCGUGUGGAAUAGGUCGUAAAACGGAAAGGAACACUUUCUCUUCCAAAAGGUGGAAAUAUUUCGCUACCCAUAAAUUAUAAGUAUCCUCGGAGUAAAAAAUGAAUCCUGUAGCUAGCAUACAGAGUAUAUUUCCUUUGGUUAUUUUAUCGAUAUUUGGGUCGUUCGCGCUGUCGCAGCAGGCGGAUACGUCGAGGCAAACGAGGCACGCGAGGGGUACUGCGGGGGACACCGAGUUGGAGAAGUUACAGCUCACCGAGGAAGAACUCUUGCAGGACCUCGAAGACCUCCACCGCCUCGUUCGGCGAGGAACCGAGGACUUGACCAGCCUUAAUUGCCCUCCGUGUGAGAGGCUCCACUGUAGCCCCAAGAAGGCAUCCAAGCUCAACUGCAAGGGCGAGAUCACGUUGGGAGUGUGUAACUGUUGCCCGAGAUGCGCCAAAGUUGAAGGGGAGAGCUGCGGAGGCAAGUGGGAUUAUCUGGGACGGUGUGAGUCGGGAUCAGAAUGCGUGCCAGACACCAGUACAGCAAUACAGAUCCAUAGUCAGCCUCAGGGAGUAUGCAGAAGAAGAUUAAGUGUACCCAGUGAAGCCCAGGGUGACUGGAGUCAUGACCAACCCCCUCCCGGCCCACCAACAUGUCAACCAAAAUGCACACCAGAAUACUGCAGAACCAACUCUAAAGCCAUAUGCUCUGCAACGUAAGUGAUCGAAUUUAAAUUCACCCUGUCAAUAAGUUUGCUUUAAUUCAAAAAAUUUUCUUUCGAGAAAAUAUAUUGGUGGAGACUUGAUAAAAAUACAUCAUUGUAGAGAUGUGAAAAAAUACAUUGUGACGUCAUGCGAGAAGCUACCCCGACGUACAUGUAUAUCAUGUGAUAAACAUUUCAUAAAUUAUUUUUUGUUAAUGGAACAUGAUAAAUGAAAAUAUUUUUUGAAUGAUAAUUAUUAAUUAUACUUCUGUAUUAGAGCGCUUACAGUGACGUCGUUAUGUUGUAUUAAGCGCUAUAUAAAAAGCAUAUUAUUAUAUUUUUUAUUAGAACGGGAUAUGAAAUUAUGUUUCUGAUCAUAAUGUAUCUACCGCACAAAUAAAAUAAAAUAUGUUAAAGUCACAUAUUUAGUUCAGUUGUUAUUGUUACGACUUACAACUCUAUUGGUCACUGUUCUUAGCGGUCAGUCAUUAAUCCACUAAUAGCUCACCGCAUGCUGCGUUCUAUAAGUCGUCGAAAAGUUGUCACUAUAUGACUGUACACUUCAAUUCUGAAUAAAAUGUCAGUGGCCUUUAAAGGUGAUGAAAAUUGGGUCAACAUUUUACAUCUUCCAAACAUACCUCAGUUGAUUGAUAAAUGUUCUAUACUUAAGUUUUAGAUUAAGUUUGACUCGACCGAAAUGAAUAUCGCGAAUGAUUAAUGCUAAAGAAAGAUUAUGUGUUUGUGUGUGUAUUUGUUUUAUUUCCAUUUAUGCAUUCACAAUACAUUGCCUAAAAUGUUAACAUUGUUUGCAAUAUACAAAAUUAUCCAUAAUGUAUACAAUAUAAUCAUAUCACAUAAUUAAUAAAUAAUUCACUUGUUAAUAAUAAAAAAAGAACAUCGACCAAUGAACGCAGGAGACCGCCAUCGUAAGCGGUUAAGCUUGAAAUUGAUGGCGGCCUCUUAAAGACAUUUCGGUUUAGAAUAAGAAGAAAACCAACCCCAAUUGCUUAAAUUUAUUAUGACUGUUUGUUUUGAUAGGCCUACUUAUUUUGCUGCUUUUGGGUAUAACGUAUACAUGAUAAAGAAGUGAAUAUAUCAUUUUGUGUUUUAAUCAUGGGUGAUACAGGCCUUCAGCGAUAAUUAAUUUCCACCUUAAACUGUUCCUUGUCCCAUAUCGUUAAAAAAGUUUUAUCAAGCAGAUCUUAAAUGGUCGAAUACAAAUUAUGUCUACACGCGGUUCAGCUAUUAAAGACAAAUUGUUAUGACAUACUUAUUCAAUUAUCGGUGUAAACCUUAUACAAUAUUUUUUGCCUGGAUUCGCUUUCACAUCUCCGGGUCAGCAGGGAGAUGUGAAUUUUCGUCCACUGUUCUAUUUCUAGUGGAUGACUCGAAUUAGGAUAGCUAGAAAUAGAACAUACAAAAGUGCUAAUGGGGUCACCAAAACAUCCCAUUCUCGGUUAUAUACAAUACACGGUUGGACUAUACGUUAUGUGAACGAUUCAAGUCGAAUUCGAUUUUCUUAUAGUGCUUGUAUAGUGUAAGCGAAGACUGAAUAACAGCUACUAUGCAGUGUUCUAGGAUCACUGAUCUGAUACAAAUCUAGUAUUUUUUGGAACUUUUAGUUGAGUAUAUUCUGCUAACAUGACUGCUGGUCACAGUCAUUUAGGUCUGUUAACAUCCUGACAGGAACUUUCAGUCUUGGACAUUAUUUUAUUCAUAUGUGCAUUGUUCUCGACUGUUUUAACUGAAAUAUUUUAUCAGCCAAUGACACGCCAAGAUUUCAAUAACUUAAAAAAACCCCAGAAUUUAAGUAAGUUAACUUUAGCAAUCACUAAUUUAAAACCUUUUGUGGUGCGUUAAUUCAUGACCUUUAUUCCUUUAAGUUUUUUUCUUCUUUCCUUCAAUUGGAGUCCCGAAGGGGGUCCCACAGUGUGCCCCUUUGUCCCCUUAGAUACGACACUGCUUAGAUCUUGUCAUUAUAUUACUUGAUGCCCCCGCGGGCAAUUAAGACAACCAAAAACACCCAAAACCAUAAAACACCGAUUGUUUAAUUUCGUCCAUUGUUCAAAACUUAUUUUCGAAUCGUAUUUCAUCCUACUAGUCUUAUACUCGGGUCUGGAUUAUUUUGGAUUUUUACAUUUUAUACAGGCCUACAUCAGAGACAGCAUUAUUAAUUAUCUUACCUCCCCCCCCCUUCCCCCACAUCUCUCCUUGUAAGAAAUGCCAAUAAUCAUGUUCACAAAAAGGCGCUGAAUCUUUCGUCACAAGAUGAUUAUGCCGAUAUAAGUCGACCAUGAUUCAUGAUGGGAUAUCUCUUGUAACAUAAUAUAGGCAACAAAGCGAAGAGAAGCAUGACUUGCAAUUGACAAGGCUUGUUUGUUGGCAAAGAUACGUGUCUUUGUCAAUCAGGCUUAUUCGACCCAUCAUGUGCGCCAACCAACACCCGGGUCUAUGAGGUCAAUGAUGACUUCAAAUGAGUCUAAUAAGCUUUUAAUUUCGCCUUCACGAGGUCCAUGAACAUGUAUAUGAUAAUUGACUCAUUACCGUUGUAUUGAUGCAUUCAGUUUAGCAGAUUAUCCUAUUUUAUUUGUAAUCCGAAAUAUCCGGAUUAAGCAUCUCAUUAGCGAGUAAUAGGGCGUUGGCUAUUGACUGUUAACUCCAUGUGAAUUGACAGCCACACGGCUCCCCCGUCAAUCGUGUUUAUGGUUUGGCCCAGGCCCGUUCCCGCCAAGAUCUGUCAGCGACUCCCAGGUCGUCUGCUUGUGGAAAUGUAGUCCCACGCGGUGCUAAAUUUGUAAGUAAUUGUGCUGGAUAUACCGACAGACAGUUGAAUUCACGGGGCAGGAAAUGGCGCUAAUGCCGCUCGUGUCGCGGAGGAUUUGUAUGAAGAUUUCCCGACCACGCUUCCAAUUGUUUCGACAGAUUAUCAUUUGGGGAAUUGUCUGACAAAGUGGAAAUGAAACUUGAUUCAAAGUGUAUGUGAUUCAUCCUCUCAUUUGCCAUCACUUACUGUCUUAUAAAUGAACCACAUUACAAAAAGUACAUCUUAACAAGUAAAGGCAAAUCUAUAGGCCAAUGCAACGCAUCGCUCACAAAAUGUAUAAUGUGCCUAUGUUCUGAAAACCACUUUCGACAGUUUCGCAAUUAAUUUAUCAUUUAUAUAGAUUUAAAGACUUUUCUUCUCUUCAGUAUAGGCUAGACUUUAUCAUUAUUACUUGCUUUGUUGGACGAUGAUACUGGCCUGGCGUUUCCCGCAUGAACAAAGUGCCAUAUUUCCCGAGGUCGUUUCGUUUUUGUGCAUUUGUCAUGUGUUUUCAGAAUAUUGAAUACAAAAUAUUUAAAAGGGGGUCAUUAAAUAACCGAAAGAAAUCGAAGCUGAAAACACGAUGAUUGUCCAUGAGAUUAAGAUAAAAACAUAGAUUCAAAAUUUCCAACCUCAAAACUACUAUUAUCAUGAGAAUGCGAU
This is a messenger RNA of Lytechinus variegatus (green sea urchin), 5002 nucleotides long. RefSeq lists its product as uncharacterized. Gene Ontology annotation, molecular function: insulin-like growth factor binding. Gene Ontology annotation, biological process: regulation of cell growth; regulation of signal transduction. The transcript is spliced from 2 exons. NCBI's taxonomy places the organism in Eukaryota, Metazoa, Echinodermata, Echinoidea, Temnopleuroida, Toxopneustidae. The record is from RefSeq and is a predicted model, not a curated record. The coding region runs from base 950 to 1552 and encodes 200 amino acids. Gene Ontology annotation, cellular component: extracellular region.